CAGCAACCACUUAUAAAAACCUCUUCAUUUUUGCAGAAUACACCUGAAUAAUCGUCUCUGUCGGGUGAAAAAUGUGGGCCCUGCUAAGAACCCGUUCGACUUUGGCCGCCCCGGCUUUGGUCCGGGCCGAACAUACGAUCCCGAAGGCGCUGGAGAAGAUAGCUACCGACAAGGAUCCUCAGUUUUCCAAAAUGGUUCAGUACUUUUUCCAUAAAGCCUGCGUCAAGUUAGAACCUAAAAUGGUGAAAUACAUGGAAAAGUAUCCGCAUAUGUCGGAAGAAAAACGCAGGCGACGAGUUUCUACCAUCAUCGAUUUGGUGGCCUCCGGUGGAAACACGCUAUCGUUGAAAUUUCCGGUCAUGCUUGAUAACGGUCAGUAUGAAAUAAUGUCUGCGUAUCGAACCCAUCAUGCCUUUCACCGAUUGCCGGUGAAAGGUGGCAUCCGAUUCUCGAGCGAUGUCAACCGGGACGAGGUCAAGGCCCUGGCUGCGUUGAUGACCUUCAAGUGUGCCUGCGUUCAUGUGCCGUUCGGGGGAGCCAAGGGCGGAAUCAAGAUCGAUCCCGCCUGCUACAGCAAACAGGAGCUGCAGAACAUCACUCGCAGAUACACCAUCGAGCUGGCCAAAAGGAACUUCAUUGGACCGGGAGUGGACGUACCAGCACCGGACAUGGGUACCGGAAUGCGUGAAAUGUCCUGGAUUGCAGAUGCCUACAGCAAAACACUCGGCUUCAAGGACAUAAAUUCGCAAGCCACGGUCACCGGAAAACCGUUACAUCAGGGUGGAAUCCGUGGCCGCACGGAAGCUACCGGUAGGGGUGUGUACAUUUCCCUCGACCUGUUUUGUAGCCAGAAGGAUUGGAUGGAGUCUGUCGGACUGAAAACGGGUUUAGCUGAUAAAAAGAUUAUUGUGCAAGGUUUCGGCAAUGUUGGAUCCUUUGCAUGCAAAUUUCUCCACGACGCUGGUGCUAAAAUCAUUGGCAUAAAAGAAUCUGACUGUUCCUUGCUUAAUGAAGAUGGAAUCAAUCCAGAUGAACUUAUGAAACACAAAGCAACAUCUAAAUCCUUAAAAGGGUUUCCUAACGCUAAAGAAGUGAAGGAAGAUUUGAUGAUUCAUCCUUGCGACAUUUUGGUUCCAGCUGCGAUUGAAAAAUCUAUAACUUCAGACAACGCCGGUAAAAUACAAGCCAAAAUUAUUGCAGAGGGUGCCAAUGGUCCAACAACACCGGCCGCGGACAAAAUAUUGCAAGAGCGUAAAAUUCUCGUCAUACCAGAUCUGUAUUGCAAUGCUGGCGGAGUAACGGCCUCGUACUUCGAGUAUUUGAAAAAUAUCAACCACAUCUCUUUUGGAAAAUUAUCGUUCCGUCAAGAGGCUGAAAACUUCACUGAAGUAUUGCGAUCGGUUGAGAGAUCAUUGAAAGAUUCUGGGAUAUGCGCCGAUAUACGGCCAAGUAAUAAGCUAGAUCACUAUUUACAUAGCGCCAGCGAAGCCGAUGUAGUAGCUUCAGGAUUGAAAUAUGUUAUGCAAAUGGCUGGCCAGGGCAUAAUGAGGGUAGCUAAUCAACAGCAGCUGUGUUUAGAUUUGCGCACAGCAGCUUACAUGUGGUCUGUAGAAAAAAUAUUUAAGUCAACCGAGGCUGCUGGAUUAGCCAUGUAAACUGUUAGUUUCGUUAUAUUGUUUCAAAAUGACUUUCUUUAACACGACUGAAGCUAUAGAUUAACAAUGUAAUAUGUUUUAUAUUGACAAUGAAAAAUUUACAAUUAAAGAGCUUAUAGAAAUAAAAUGGUAAUCUCGGAACCUACAAAUCCAU
Uranotaenia lowii is the source of this 1809-nucleotide messenger RNA. It is a transcript of the gene bb8, whose product is annotated as glutamate dehydrogenase, mitochondrial. Gene Ontology annotation, molecular function: L-glutamate dehydrogenase (NAD+) activity. The record is from RefSeq and is a predicted model, not a curated record. NCBI's taxonomy places the organism in Eukaryota, Metazoa, Arthropoda, Insecta, Diptera, Culicidae. Gene Ontology annotation, cellular component: mitochondrion. The transcript is spliced from 2 exons. The coding region runs from base 72 to 1655 and encodes 527 amino acids. Gene Ontology annotation, biological process: L-glutamate catabolic process.